Quercus robur (English oak) is the source of this 606-nucleotide messenger RNA. RefSeq lists its product as uncharacterized. The record is from RefSeq and is a predicted model, not a curated record. The coding region runs from base 1 to 606 and encodes 201 amino acids. The transcript has a single exon. NCBI's taxonomy places the organism in Eukaryota, Viridiplantae, Streptophyta, Magnoliopsida, Fagales, Fagaceae.
AUGGCAGAGGAACUGGAAGAGUUGUGGAAAAAACUAAAGUUCACGGAGGAGGAAGAUACUAGAAUAAAUCUAGACAGUACUAGUACGAAAGCAGCAAAAGCGGUGGGAAAGUGUUGUGCUCUAAUGAAGAUUUGGACUCAGACAAGUAUAAAUCUGGAUGCUCUGAGGAAAAAUCUGAGAAUGCUAUGGAAACCCAAUAAGGGGGUCCAAAUAUCUGAAGUAGAUGAGGAAGUUUUUCUGGUAGAGUUUGGAGAUGUGAAAGACAAAAAGAAAGUGCUAGAUAUGUGUCCCUGGAGUUACGAGAAGCAACUAGUUAUAAUCCAAGAAUUUGAAAGGGAGUUAACCCCAAAGGAAUUAGAUUUAAAAUGGGUUCCCUUCUGGGUUCAGAUUUAUAAUCUUCCUUUGAAAAGCAGAACGAGAGAAACAGGGUGGGUUAUUGGUUUAAGCUUAGGGGCAGUGCUGGAGGUGGAUGUGCCAGACUCAAGUGUGCAAUGGAGUAGAUGUUUGCGGGUUCAUGUGCGCAUCGAUGUUACAAGGCGGCUGGUGCGAGGGAGGAAGAUUACCAUUGAAGGAGGUGAAGUAAAAUGGGUUAACUUCAAGUACUAG